UAUCGCUCUCUCUCUCUCUCUAAUUCAACCAUGGCUCUAGAAAAUGGACAGAAACCCGAGGAUAAGGCGGAGUUAGCGGCGGUGACGAAGCCGACGGACUGGACUAUUGUCGUACUGAGGGUGGUUGCGUUUUUUGCCACGGUGACUGCAACCGUUGUAAUGGCAAGCAACAAAGAAACCAAGUCCUUGGUGGUUGCCCCACCAAUAAGCGUCACUCUCACAGCCAAGUUUCAGCACAAUCCUGCAAAUGUGUACUUUGUGAUAGCUAAUGGAAUUGCAAGCCUUCAUAACGUGUUCAUGAUAGUUGUGCACUUUUUCGGAGACAAGUUCAAGGACAAGGGCCUUCAACUUGUGAUGGUAGCCGUUUUAGACAUGAUGAUUGUGGCCCUAGUAUCUUCGGGCGAUGGUGCAGCAACCUUCAUGGCAGAGCUAGGGAAGAAGGGAAACUCGCACGCAAGGUGGAACAAAAUCUGUGACAAGUUCGAGAAGUACUGCGACCGUGGCGGCGGUGCCAUCAUCUCUUCCUACAUCGGACUCCUCUUUUUGCUGGUUAUAACAGUGCUGUCCAUCAUCAAACUACUCAAAAGAAAUUAGAACUGCAUUGAUAAUAUAGUCCCUUUUACUGUGUCAAAAUGUAUUGCUUGUGUGUGCCGUGAAAUCAUCAUGUAUUUGAAUUUGAAUGAUUCUUCUGCAUCAACUUAAUAAGUGAUUCGUGUA
This is a messenger RNA of Pyrus x bretschneideri (Chinese white pear), 717 nucleotides long. RefSeq names its product CASP-like protein 1B1. The transcript is spliced from 3 exons. The record is from RefSeq and is a predicted model, not a curated record. The coding region runs from base 31 to 594 and encodes 187 amino acids. NCBI's taxonomy places the organism in Eukaryota, Viridiplantae, Streptophyta, Magnoliopsida, Rosales, Rosaceae.